GGGGGGGUGGGGGCUCGGAGGCCGAGCGCCCGCGGCUGUGGGCGAGUGUCCGUGCGGCCUGGUCCGGGCCAUGACUGCGUGAGGCCGCCGCAGCUGCCCCUGUCCCAGCCUCGGCCCAGCCCGCCGCGCACCAUGGGCUCCAUCCUGAGCCGCCGCAUCGCGGGCGUGGAGGACAUUGACAUCCAGGCGAACUCGGCCUAUCGCUACCCACCGAAGUCCGGAAACUACUUUGCCUCGCACUUUUUCAUGGGAGGUGAGAAAUUUGACACCCCCCACCCUGAAGGGUACCUCUUUGGAGAGAACAUGGAUCUGAACUUCCUGGGCAACCGCCCAGUCCAGUUUCCUUAUGUCACCCCCGCCCCCCACGAGCCAGUGAAGACGCUGAGGAGCCUGGUGAACAUCCGCAAAGACUCUCUCCGGCUCGUGAGGUACAAAGAUGGUGCCGACAGCCCCACCGAGGAUAGCGAGAAGCCCCGGAUCCUCUACAGCCUGGAGUUCACCUUUGAUGCCGAUGCCCGGGUGGCCAUCACCAUCUACUGCCAGGCGGUGGAGGAGUUCCUGAAUGGCACGGCCACGUACAGCCCCAAGAGCCCGGCCCUGCAGUCCGAGACCAUCCACUACAAGCGCGGGGUGAGCCAGCAGUUCUCCCUGCCCUCCUUCAAGAUCGACUUCUCUGAGUGGAAGGACGACGAGCUGAACUUCGACCUGGACCGGGGCGUGUUCCCAGUGGUCAUCCAGGCCGUGGUGGAUGAGGGGGACGUCGUGGAAGUGACCGGCCACGCCCACGUGCUCUUGGCUGCCUUUGAAAAGCACGUCGACGGCAGCUUCUCCGUGAAGCCUUUGAAGCAGAAGCAGAUUGUAGACCGGGUGAGCUACCUGCUCCAGGAGAUCUACGGCAUCGAGAACAAAAACAACCAGGAGACCAAGCCCUCGGACGAGGAGAACAGCGACAACAGCAACGAGUGUGUGGUGUGCCUGUCAGACCUGCGGGACACGCUGAUCCUGCCCUGCCGCCACCUGUGCCUCUGCAACUCGUGCGCGGACACGCUGCGCUACCAGGCCAGCAACUGCCCCAUCUGCCGGCUGCCUUUCCGGGCCCUGCUGCAGAUCCGGGCAGUGAGGAAGAAGCCAGGGGCCCUGUCCCCCAUCUCCUUCAGCCCCGUUUUGGCCCAGAGCAUGGACCAUGAGGAGCAUUCUUGUCCCUUUAAAAAAUCAAAGUCGCACCCCGCCUCACUGGCCAGCAAGAAACCUAAAAGGGAAACAAGCUCCGACAGCAUCCCGCCUGGCUACGAGCCCAUCUCCCUGCUCGAGGCGCUCAACGGCCUCCGGGCCGUGUCCCCGGCCGUCCCCUCGGUCCCCCUUUAUGAAGAGAUCACCUACGCGGGCGUCUCGGACGGCCUCUCCCAGGCCACCUGCCCGCUUGCUGCGAUGGAUCGGAUCAUGGAAAGUGGCCACCACAAGGGCAAGCCCCGGAGCAAGUCCCCUGACAGCACCAUGCGGUCCCCCUCGUCACCCAUCCAUGAAGAGGACGACUCGGAGGCUCUGCCCCCGCUGAGCACAGCGGGGCUGGCGCUGAGCAGUUCCCCCGAGAGCUUCCUAACGGAGGAGGUUGAUGAGACUGUGUCACUAAAGCAAGGGAGUCGAGUGCCGUCCAUCGAGAACGUCCUGCAGGAUGGCAGCCCUGAGCCUCGUGGCCGCGGCCAGUCCAGCGCCCCUGCUGACAUCUACCUGCCAGGAUGGUCCACCUCCAUGGAGACGCCCCGCAGCCUGCACACCACCGGGCCCCCCCGGCCUCUACUUGGUGGCCCCAGUCCUGACCCUGGGGCCGCCGAGCUGACCCCACUCUGAGAGCCUGGCCUGGCUGGUAGCAUGGAGCCCUUAGCUCCCCGGACUUGGCUGAGGGCCGUAGACUCCAGCGCGACCCCUGGCCUCUCCAGUCUGCACAUUCUGCGUGGUCACUGGCUGCGAGGAGCUGUGUGACCCUUGACCGAAGAGCACAGUUGACUGUUCCCUCUGACGACCCUUUUUCUACAGUCGAUGUAUUUGUAAAUGGUACAAGAUGAAGGACAGUGGCUUUCUGUCCUGGGCGCUGAGCUCUGGGUCCUUCCCAAUGCCCCGGGGCCGGGCACCCUUGUGCAGCCUCACCCAGCCCCCGAGCCAUGGGGGCCGACGCCUGGGAACUGAGCGACAGGCUGGAGAAGAGGAGUUCCUGGGCGGUGAGGUGCUGCCUUAACGGGGACGCGAGGGGCCCCUGGAAGGAGAGGAGGUGGGGUCUGAGUCUCAGGCCGGGAAGGAGACUUCCCCUGCCCUCCCCGUGCACAGCUUGGCGCGGCUAGGCCAGGUCUGGGUCUGGGCGUGGGCUGUGUGGUGCCUGAGAGCCCUUCCCAGCGGCAGCUUUGCCCGCGGCACCAGACCCUCUGGGCCGGGGCUCUGCUCGGCGAGUGGCACACUGUCACCUGCUCUGGAAGGCGCUGGUGGCUUCUCUGCUCCCUCUGCCAUAGAUGGCACUGAGCAUUUGCUUUGAUUUGUUCCCGUCUGGGGCUCCUGUGGCGGGAUGUCCCUGGGGUCGAGGGCCCCAUGUGAGGUGACCUUGCCUUCUCUUAAAGACAAACUUGCGGGCAACAGAAAGGCAGACGGCGUGCUUGGCCCUGGUGCCCCUGGAUGAGAACUGCCCCAGUGGGACCUUAGCCUGGCGGUAGCAGGUCUGCACUCCCCGUGCCAGCGCUUUCCUAGCAGGUGGGAAGGACGGUGCUGGGCAGCCGACCACACAGCCUGAGGCUCUGCUGAGCGGGGCGCUUGGAGUGGGCGCCUCCUUCUCUCUCCAGUUAAGCCUAUGAACAGAGGCCACGCUGCAGGCGCCCUGCCUCCCUUCCUGCCCGCCGUGUGCUCGUGGGUGCACGGAUGCCAGUGUGCACACACACGCACAUGACCGUCUCCCUCUCCUCACCCCUCUCCUCUCACUGGCCAACACCCCCGCCUCUCACCAUUGGUUUUGGGGCCAGUAACUGAAGGACGGGGUGCAGACUGGCCUGUCUUGGACUUAACAUGUGCUACCAUUUGAUGUACUCUGAUUGACUAGUUUUUGUUCGUUUUUACUGUAUAUUUAUAGUAAUAAAAUCAUGCAGCAAUA
This is a messenger RNA of Phacochoerus africanus (Common warthog), 3130 nucleotides long. It is a transcript of the gene MGRN1, whose product is annotated as mahogunin ring finger 1. Gene Ontology annotation, cellular component: cytoplasm; nucleus; plasma membrane. The record is from RefSeq and is a predicted model, not a curated record. The transcript is spliced from 17 exons. Gene Ontology annotation, biological process: endosome to lysosome transport; negative regulation of G protein-coupled receptor signaling pathway; protein ubiquitination. Gene Ontology annotation, molecular function: ubiquitin protein ligase activity. Lineage: Eukaryota; Metazoa; Chordata; Mammalia; Artiodactyla; Suidae. Bases 133 to 1848 code for a protein of 571 amino acids.